This is a messenger RNA of Belonocnema kinseyi, 676 nucleotides long. RefSeq lists its product as uncharacterized. The transcript is spliced from 2 exons. Lineage: Eukaryota; Metazoa; Arthropoda; Insecta; Hymenoptera; Cynipidae. Gene Ontology annotation, cellular component: SMN complex; nucleus. Gene Ontology annotation, biological process: spliceosomal snRNP assembly; spliceosomal complex assembly. The record is from RefSeq and is a predicted model, not a curated record. Bases 60 to 551 code for a protein of 163 amino acids.
AAAAACGUUAACAAAAUUGCCGCCGAAGUCAUUCUGAAACUGAUUUUUCAUUCAUAAUUAUGGCUACAAAUCAAGCACAGUUCACUCACAAUAUUUACAAAAAUGAUCCCAUACUCUUCAAAAGUUACAUAAAUAAAAAUGUCCACAUAUUAACUGAGGAUGAUAGUGUGCAAACUGGAUUAUUAUACACCAUUGAUCCGGUAUCUGAGAGCAUAGUUCUAAUUCAGCCUGAAGAUUCGAAUUAUCAAAUGAAAAUAAUUCUAGGACACGCCGUAAAAAACAUAGAAGUAUCUUCCGAUCCAGAAACAAUCAUACCUGAAUUAUUUUCUGCGCCAUCCGUACAAAUUUCAAAAUCAGUCAUCUCUGAAAGAAGAAAUACGAUAAAGAAAAUACUUCUCGAAAAUCGAUUCCCAGUCACAGAAGACAACGGAAUUAUACGAAUCGAGGACGCACUUUCCAUAGAACCACCAUAUGAAUUGGAUAACUUCAUUUGUGAUAACACUAUUGUUUUAGAUAGAAUACAAAAAAUUUUGUCUUCUGUAAUUAAAUAAGUUUUCACUACUAUUCAUAUUUGAAAGCAUUCUAUUUUAAAAAGCCACUUCAGUUUUUAUCAAAUGACGUAAAACUGGAAAUUUUCAUGUCAGAAUAACUUGAAAAAUAAAUAAUUGUACAGAUG